AUGGACGAUACACUCGACGAUAUCCUACGACUGCUGAGCCAGAUUGAGCAUAACCAACCCCUCACAUUCAUUUUCGACUCCCCUCAGCUUACACCCAUCCAUGAUGCCUUGAGACGAAUAGCAGACCAAAAGUCAAAGAGCCUGGCUACCUCCUAUGGAUUUUAUUCUGACCAAACCCCACCUCCUGAUGAGAAUGAUAACGAGGAUCAAUACUCCCGGAUUUCAUCUCAAUAUACCUUGGCCCCACCCACAGACAAACCAGAAUCUUUUGUUUCUUGUCAAUCAUUGGAUGGUAUCUCUGAACAGGCAUGUUCAUGUGCAGAGGAGGUUACGCGAGUUUCAAGGGCAAUCUCCCAGGGUAGACUAGACCAACGCUUAUUACAUUGCCCUUUUCACUCGGUGUCACAAUUCACAUGUGCUUACAACACUAUGGCGGAACACUUGGAACAAGUUGUUCUGGACAUCAUCAAUAGUCUCACCGAUACAUGCCAUCAUGAAACAACACUUGUCGAAAGGCAUAAAAAUGACCAAGUCCUUCUUCCUACCGGACAUCUAAAAGGUGCCUGGCUUCGGCUGGCAUGUCAUGUCAAUAAACUUUCACUUGAUUAUCAGAAUACCGUUAAACAGGUUACACGUGUUUCACAAGCAGCACAAGCAGCACAAGCAGCAUUAGCAACAGCGGAAAGGGCGGCGACCGAGACAACAUUGUUGUCUGGGAAUUUUUUGAACUCUGUUGAUCAAAAACUACAAAAUAACUUUGGGACUCUUCAAUCCACCAGCACUACAGCAUUAUUAUUUCCCAACAGCAAUAAGAGUAACUAUAAUAAUUCUCAUGUGGCUGAAAAUCGAAAAGACUUUCACGAGCUUGGAACUAAAAAGACAAAGGACGAUAACAGUAACAAUGAUGAUGAUGAGUAUCGCAGUCUGGCUGAAGAAAUCAAUUUUUUGGCGUCCAGUAUUACAACAGAUGUGACGGCAAUGACCGACAAUAUCCGGGCAUUUGAGUCCUCCGAUGGUGGUGAUGAGUCCAAUCAAAAGUCUUCUCUUGGUUCUCUUUCUUCAGUUCGGAAAGGAGAAUUCUUUAACAAGAGAACAAUCAACACAAUGGCAGAUCAGCUUGAGAAUAUUACAAAUAAAGUCACACGGGUAGCACCCAAGAUAUGUAUCCAAAAAGAACUGGAUCAUUAUCAAACUCCCCAUACAGGCGAGACCUGGAAAGAUUUGACGGAUGACACGAGCCAGAUGACAUUAGCAGAAGCAGCAGAAGCAGCAGGAGCAGCAGGAGCAGCAGGAGCAGCAGGAGCAGCAGGAGCAGCAGGAGCAGCAGGAGCAGCAGGAGCAAAAGCAAGUCUGACGCUUCAGAUGAAAGAUAUCGUACGAGUAUCUAGAGCAAUUGCAAACGGUGAUCUUUCACAAAAGGUCACUGUAGAUGUGUGCGAUGAAUUAUUCGAUCUCAAAUCUACGAUCAAUACAAUGGUCGAUGCACUGAGAACAUGGACAGGUGAAUUGACAAGGGUCACAAAAGAAGUUGGUGCACAAGGCGGUUUAGACUCCAGAUUGGAGGUUGUCGAUGUCAACACAAAGGCUGACAGCCUAACAACACACCUCUGGGAUCCACCAGUCUAUUCAAAACCAGUAGUUCAAAAGAACCUGACCGAAGCAGUUACUGUAGAUGUUCGAGGAGAGAUUGCAGAAUUAAAGGAAACCAUGAAUAAAAUGGUUGAUCAACUCCAUAUGUUUUCGGCAAAGUCUCAAUCUCGAAACAAGGUUAACAAUACUGAUGACGAAAGAACUGCCGAAAAUCCAAAGACUACAGCCUCAGACUAUGUUGUACUAAACAUACCAAACGAUGAUAAUAAUGACUAUGAUUACGAUUAUGGUUAUGGUUAUGGUUAUGAUGAAAUAAGUAUAGGAUCGACAGGAAAAACUGCAGUUGAAAUGUCAUUGUUUGCUAAAGAGGUGACACGCGUGGCUAGGCGGGUGCACAGUAAAGGUCGACUUGGCAGACAGGCAAUUGUUCAAGGUGUAGACGGCAUGUGGAAAGAACUAGCAGAAAAUGUGAACAUGAUUACAGGCAAUCUGACAAGCCAGAUAAAGACCAUCACAGCCAUCACAACCUCAGCUGUUCACGGAGAUCUGUCUCGAAAGAUUUCAGAUGAAGUACGAUGUGAGAUUAUGCAACUCAAGGAUACAUUGAAUGCCAUGAUGGCCCAACUACGGGCAUUUGCAUCCGAAGUAACCCGCGUAGCCCUUGAUGUUAACACAAAAGACGUAUUACAGAAAACCAAACGGCCAACCGAGACAUAUUGCAGAGUCUGGAAACGAAUACUUGCGGACAUCAAUACUUUGGCAGUCAACCUAUCCACUCAACUCAAGCUAUUUUCCCAAGAUUCUGCGUUUCCAAACAGACCAUUUGAAGUAGGAGUAGAAAGAGGGCCAAGAGUUGGAGGAGUAGGGGUAGAAAGAGGAAUUAGAGGAUUAGGAUUAGGAUUAGGUUUGGGAGUAGGAGGAAUACGAGGAAACACUGGUGAAAUCGACAGCAUGAAGACCAAGAUCAAUCAGAUGGUCCAGUCUUUACUCGACUCUCUGCACCGCAAUACAUGUGCCAGAGAAGCGGCCGAGCUGGCAAACAAGAGCAAGAGCGACUUCUUAGCAAACAUGAGCCACGAGAUCCGGACACCAAUGAACGGAAUCAUCGGUAUGACGACAAUGGUGCUCGAAACAGACCUAAAGCCGAGCCAGCGCGAACAACUGUCGAUUGUAAAGUCACUCGCGCUUGAGCUGCUGGUGAUCAUCAAUGACAUCCUGGACAUCUCCAAGAUCGAGUCUGGCCAAUUGACGAUUGGUGCCACACCGUUUUCUCUACGGGCCAGUUUGUUUGGACUGAUCAAGAGUCUGGCUUACAAGGGAAAGGACAAGGCCAGUCCUGAGGUCGAGGUCUUUUAUGAGGUCGACCAGCAGACACCGGACUGGAUGGUCGGCGAUUGCCAGAAACUCGUCCAGGCCUUGACGAACCUGAUCAAGAAUGCGUUCAAGUUUACGUCCAAAGGACAGGUCUGUCUAAAGAUCCGUCCCCUAGCACGACGACAAGAUGACCAGGUGGCGGUACUGGAAUUCUGUGUUAGUGACACUGGAAUUGGAAUAUCAGCAGAUAAGCUUGCAGGUAUAUUUGAUAUGUUUAGUCAGGUCGACAGCAGUUCUACCCGUAAAUAUGGUGGUACUGGAUUGGGCUUGUCGAUCAGCAAACGUCUUAUUGAGGCCAUGGGAGGAACAAUUUGGGUUAAUUCUGAGCCCGGGGUGGGGUCUCGGUUCUAUUUUCAGGUCCCAUUUCAACUAGGCGAUCCAAGUCAAGAGUGGAGUUUGCCGGACCAGCGCACAGCCCGGCGCAUCCUGUACAUACAGAAGCAGCACAAAGAAAAAGAAGAAGAAGAGGAAGAAGAAAGAGCCGAGGGAGAGCGGGCGAUGAUGGUGCACCAAUGCGGACGUCUAAACACAACCGUGAUCUGCGGACUGCUAAGCCCCUUUACUAAUGAUGAUAUUUCUAAUACUGCUGCUCUUUGUGGUGCUGGUACUGGUACUGACACCGAUAUUGGUGGUACUACCAUUAAUACUUCUGCUAGUCGUGGUACUGGUGAUAUAAAUGAUAUACGGGUGAUAAAAAAUUCCGAGACGAACAAUUCGGUUUCCCUUUUCCUUGAUUACCAAGAUAAUGAAAGAAAUAAGAAAAAUCAUAGUCAAGACGAAUGGGCCUUUGACGGGGUGAUCGUCGACAGCGUGGAUCUGGUGACACAUAUGCGUGGAUUGGAUCGGAUCCGCCGCCACACGCCCAUUCUGGUUGUAUCGCCGACUCUGGAACGCCUGGACAUCAAGCAGUGUGCGGGCCUGGGUAUUGAAGCCUGUCUUCACAGAAUCCAUGAAUUUGCCAGUCUUGGAACGGCGCUUGAGAUACUGUUUAGUAAUUCAAGUGUGGGGGUGUCUCCUAUUGAACCUCUUAAUAUUGACAGCGUUAAUCAUGACAAUAAUAAGGCAACGGAUGUCAUGAAGGAUAAAGAGAAAUUGGGGAUGACCGAGAGACGAAAACUGUCUGUCUUGCUUGUCGAAGAUAAUCUGAUCAACCAAAAGGUGGCCGUCCGUAUGCUAGAGAAAGCCAAACAUCGGGUCACGGUUGCCCAGAAUGGAAGAGAGGCUGUCGAUCUUCAUGCGAACAGUAGCAGCAGUAGAUUUGAUGUCGUGCUGAUGGAUAUCCAGAUGCCGGUAAUGGGAGGGUUCGAAGCUACCGAAUUGAUCCGGAAACGUGAGGGCGAAACACACACCCGAGUGCCGAUCAUUGCUCUCACAGCACAUGCCAUGAUCGGCGAUAGGGAGAAAUGCCUAGCCCAUGGGAUGGAUGACCAUGUCAGCAAGCCUAUUAGACUUCAAGAUCUUUUAUCAGCAAUUGAUCGAUUCUGUAUAGAUGGAUGGAUGGAUGGAUGGGUUGACGAUCGUUUUAGGGCUCCAGAAAAACCAAGCUUACCCUCUAUUCAGUUCUUACUGCAACAAGACGCCUGUCUGCCAAGUCCAAUUCCGGGUUCAGGUUCAGGUUCAGGUUCAUGUUCAGUAGGUGGAAAGAGGACACCUGCUCAGAGACAUCAAGCCAGUCGCAGCUUCAGUGGAUUGAGUAGCCUACCUAGCGAACUACAGAACCUGUCUCUUCAGCAACCCUAUCUCGACAGUGCUUGGGGACAUGCUCCAUCAGUGCCACAACUGCCACAACUACCACCACUACCAAUAUCGUCCUCACUCAAUAGACCCGUUUUGCCCCCCGCCCUUCCCGCCCUUCCGCCCGUCACACACACACACAAUCAUCCCACUCAUUCCACCCAUUCCACCCAUUCCACUCAUCACGAUCACUUGACUGCUCUUGCCAGUAGACGGCCGCCGGGCGCCAGUCAUGGCCGGUCAUUUUCCGACCAUUCACUCUUCACCCGACCCUCACACCAGACUCACCGUAGAGCAGCCUCUGCAAACACUGCCGACAUUUAUCAAAAGCCUUAUCCUAUUCGCCCAUACACCACCACAACAACAACAGCAACAACAGCAAACACAAAUACAUUCAAUAGCAUCAAUAACAUUAAUAUCAAUACACCUUCGACUAUCAGCAGUGCUGGAUCCUGCUCUCCGUCCGAUCAAAGUCAUCUUACCCCUCUAUCCCCACACCAGGGUUUGUUUGAUGCCCUAAACAUGCAGGAAAAAAAGCCAGCAGACACAGAAGAAGAGUCUCUGGGCCGUUACUGCUGCACCUUUUGUCACAAAAAGUUCUCCAGACCAUCCUCACUUCGCAUCCACACAUAUUCUCACACAGGCGAAAAGCCGUUUGUAUGCACCGAAGAAAACUGCGGUCGUAAAUUCAGUGUCCAGAGUAACAUGCGGCGACAUCUCCGAGUUCACCGUCUUGGCAAAUCUACAAAGCCCAUUCCUACCACCACAAGCAAUAUUAGUACUGCCAUUACCACUACUAAUGCUGUUAUUACUUCUGCUACCACUAGUUAAAAAAAAACACGCAUAUUUUUUUUUGCAUCAUCCUCUUCCCUCUCUCUCUUUCUCUCUCUCUCAUUAUAUAUUUUUGUGUGCGUGUAUAUGUAUGUACGCAUGUAUGUCUUUACUUCCUUACAUACAUACAUACAUACAUACACCUUUAUAUUUAUAUAUUUAUAUAUAUUUAUCCUUUCUCUAUACUUUCACUAUCAUCUUUACUUUUUUAUUUUUCUUUCUCUUUUAUAAAUCAUCUCCUGUAUAUUCCGGACACUUCUUGUACACUCUUAUAAUAAACAAUGACCAAACAUAUUCUCACUCUAUAAACA
Phycomyces blakesleeanus NRRL 1555(-) is the source of this 5840-nucleotide messenger RNA. Its product is annotated as C2H2-type zinc finger transcription factor. The record is from RefSeq and is a predicted model, not a curated record. Gene Ontology annotation, cellular component: membrane. Gene Ontology annotation, biological process: phosphorylation; cellular hyperosmotic response; phosphorelay signal transduction system. The transcript has 16 exons. Bases 1 to 5529 code for a protein of 1842 amino acids. Lineage: Eukaryota; Fungi; Mucoromycota; Mucoromycetes; Mucorales; Phycomycetaceae. Gene Ontology annotation, molecular function: phosphorelay sensor kinase activity.